This is a messenger RNA of Pseudozyma flocculosa PF-1, 654 nucleotides long. RefSeq lists its product as uncharacterized. Bases 1 to 654 code for a protein of 217 amino acids. Gene Ontology annotation, cellular component: cytoplasm; nucleus. NCBI's taxonomy places the organism in Eukaryota, Fungi, Basidiomycota, Ustilaginomycetes, Ustilaginales, Ustilaginaceae. Gene Ontology annotation, molecular function: protein kinase activator activity. Gene Ontology annotation, biological process: positive regulation of protein phosphorylation; cell division; signal transduction. The record is from RefSeq and is a predicted model, not a curated record. The transcript has 4 exons.
AUGUCGUCGUUUUUCGGUCUGUCAAAGACGCGGACCUUUAAGCCGAAGCGCAACAUCCCCGAGGGCACGAAACAGUACCAGCUCAAGCGGUACGCCGAAGCCACGCUCGGCAGCGGCAACCUCCGUCUCGCCGUCGUGCUGCCCGAGGGCGAGGACCUCGACGAGUGGCUGGCCGUCAACACCGUUGACUUUUUCAACCACGUCAACAUGCUCUAUGGCACCAUUACCGAGUUCUGCACGCCUUCCGAGUGCCCGGUGAUGUGCGCCGGCCCGCGCUUCGAGUACCACUGGCAAGACGCCGCGUCGGCGCUGUACAAGCGGCCCACCAAGAUGUCGGCGCCCGAGUACGUCGACUGCCUCAUGAACUGGAUCCAGAACCAGCUCGACGACGAGGCCACCUUCCCCAGCAAGGUCGGCGUGCCCUUUGCCAAAAACUUCCACGCCACCGUCAAGUCGAUCCUCCGCCGCCUCUUCCGCGUCUACGCCCAUAUCUACAACCACCACUUUAGCCAGGUCUGCGCGCUCAGCAUCGAAGCGCAUCUCAACACGUCCUACCGCCACUUUUUGCUCUUCAUCACCGAGUUCCAGCUCGUCGAGCCGCGGGAGCUGGCCCCACUGACCGAGCUCAACGAGGCCAUCCUGGCAGAGGCCUGA